GCUUAUUGCCGUGACCCAAUCACACUAUGACAGUAACUGAUGAAUGUUUUCCAAUGUUUCCUUAAUUCGUAGUUUCAAGUUCAGUAGUUUAAAAAACGUUUUUAGAAUGGCUACAGAAACUUCAACGAAUUCCGCGAAAAGAAACCUAGAAGAUAUGCGGAAACCGUACAAUGAAAAGCACAAAACGUUCACUGAAAGUGACUUAAUGUCAAAGGAUCCAAUUGAGCAAUUCCAAUCCUGGUUUGAGGUUGCAUGCCAAACUCCUACCAUCCUUGAAGCUAAUGCAAUGUGCCUCUCAACAGCAUCAAAAACAGGCAAACCUUCUGCACGUUAUGUUUUACUUAAAGGAUAUGAUAAAGAAGGAUUCAAAUUCUUCACAAACUAUUCCAGCAGAAAAGGCAUUGAAUUGGAAGAAAACCCAUUUGCAGCUCUCACUUUCUACUGGGAACCUCUGCUGCGUUCUGUUCGGAUUGAGGGUUCUGUAAAAAAAGUUUCGACCGAAGUAUCUGAUCAAUAUUUUCACUCGCGACCACGCGGGAGUCAAAUUGGUGCAAUUCUUUCAGCUCAAAGCCAGCCGAUUCCGUCCCGCCAAACGUUACUUGAUGUGGAAGAAAAACUAUUACAAGAAUACAGUGACGAGAAAAUUCCUAUUCCAAGACCAGAAAAUUGGGGAGGUUACGUUGUUGUUCCAGAAGUCAUCGAAUUCUGGCAAGGACAGUCCACAAGAAUCCAUGAUCGUAUUCGAUUCCGGAGACCGUUGUCUAGUCUAGAGCCAGAUGGUAUCUUGACUCAUCAAGGGGAUCAAGGUUGGAUUUAUGAACGCCUUGCUCCCUGAAAAGUAGUCAGCAGAAACUGCCUGGCACUAGCCCCAUCCUAACCUAUGUUAAUAAAAUACAGUCAGUUUGGAGUUAAGCAGUUCAUUAAAGAUCAUAGCAUACCAUGGCGAACCAUCUUACAAUGUUUAGUCAAACUGUAGAAGAGCUGGCAUAUUUAUUUGUUCAAGUGUAUGUACAGUGAAUGAGAAUUCAAAUUUUGGGAUUAUAUAUUGAAGCAGUCACAACAAGUAAUCCAUUAAAGCUAGAAAACAACCCGA
Messenger RNA from Daphnia carinata, 1093 nucleotides. RefSeq names its product pyridoxine-5'-phosphate oxidase-like. Gene Ontology annotation, molecular function: FMN binding; pyridoxamine phosphate oxidase activity. NCBI's taxonomy places the organism in Eukaryota, Metazoa, Arthropoda, Branchiopoda, Diplostraca, Daphniidae. Gene Ontology annotation, biological process: pyridoxal 5'-phosphate biosynthetic process; pyridoxine biosynthetic process. The coding region runs from base 44 to 835 and encodes 263 amino acids. The transcript is spliced from 7 exons. The record is from RefSeq and is a predicted model, not a curated record.